GGUCUGGAGCAGAAGGAGGUGCAUCCUGGGAAGAACCAGCGUUGUUGGGGGGAAGAGAGAGGGAGAGGAAUCAGAAAGUGAGGCCGUUUGCAUUCCGUGGACUCUCUCUCUCUCUCUCUCUCUCAGGCUGAGAGGCGCCCCGGGGCCCGCGCUCCCGCCACAAGCGCGGCUCCCAACGGCCGCCGGCCAACGGCGCGAGGCAUGUGACGGACGGGCCUCCCUCCCGCCCGCCCGCCAGCCAGCGAGCGCCACCGCCGCCGCCGCGCACUCGGAACAUGGACAGGAACUACACGGCGCCCAACUUCACCGACCCGCUGGUCGCCAGCGGGCAAGCGUGGCCGUACGAGCGGGCGGGGAGCGGCGUCAAGUCCAGCUUGAGCUAUGGAGCAUCACAUCCAGAAACUGACCUCAUUCAUAGACAGGCUUAUGCAACAUCUCACCAGCUGCCUGGCUAUACCACUACACAUCAUCCUACAGGGCUGUCCAGUUUGUUUGAUGCAACCAUGCAACAUUCUGGCAGUGGUGCAUCGGAGACAUCUGUUAUGAAUUUCCUUUCGGCUAUUGAAUCACGUACCCCUCAGAGUGGACCUGCUACAGCCUCCCUGCUACCACAGUUCAGAACACCUUCAUGGCAGACAGGUAUGCACUCUUCAACGCCUACAGAACUGUUCGUCACUGGAGCACUGCAAGCUUCAGGAACAUUCCCGCCAUCAGCUCUUGCAGCUUAUCAGCAUCCUUCUUCCUUCAGUAGUCGUGGCUUUACUGGUACCCAGUCUCUGACGCUACAAGAUGCAGCUUUCAAUCCUACAACAAACGGGCUUCUUUCUCCACAUGAUCCUUUGCUUCAGAUCAAGUCUUCUCAGACUGCUGUUCCUUCCCCAUUGACAUUUGACAGAAUUGGUAGUACUGUUUUAAGUACAAGCAUACCCCAGUCUUCAACAUAUCGUUCUGCUCAAGAAUCUGCUCCUCAUCACUUACAACCACAAUUUAGCUUGUUGCCUUCAGCACUUGGACCAGCUCAGCAAGCCUCUCAACCAUAUGCCACGUCAGUUUUUUCUAGUUCAACUGCCUCUAUUGAAAGGGCACUUCAAAGAGAAUGUAGUGUUAUUAAGCAUCACCAGCGGCCUUCCAGCUCACACUCGGUGCAGGCGCAGUUACCAAGUUCUCACCAUUCCUUGCAAAACUAUCUUGCCAGUGGGAGUGGAGUUGAUUUUCAGGAAACAUCAAGACAUACAGGUUUAGCGUGCAGCCCUCUGGGAGACCAGUCUCAGGUGAGCAAUGGUGGAACUCAACAAAAGAACUCUCCAGUAACAGUUGAGCAGUCACAGAGUUAUUCGUCCACUGUUCAAUCUCCUGAUUAUUCCUCGAAACCCAAGAAUUGUUCAAGGUCAGCUCAACGUUCCACAAAAACCGCCAAAUCCCAAAGUGCAACCGUGACUGUACAAACACAGACUUACUCCACAGCCACGCAAAAACAAAGUUCUGUAAUAGCAAGCCAGUCUCAAGUAUACUCUUCAGGGCAGGCAUCAAACCUAAUAAUGUCAAAUAGUCAGUCACAGAGCUAUGUUUCAACACAGUCUCAAAAUAUGUCGACUGUUAGUCACUCAGAAGUAUAUUCUUCCAGUCAGCCUGAGAAACUCACUACUUUAAGCAAGUCACCAGCUUCUUAUUCCGGUCAGUCGCAGAACUUGACAUCUGUUAGUCAAACACUUAGCUACUCUUCUGACCAGUCACAAGUAUUGCCUUCAGUUAGUCACACUGACAACUAUUCUGGUCAAUCACAGAAUCUGUCUUCUGUCAACCAGACACAAAGCUAUUCUUCUAGUCACUCUCAGGGAUUGCCUGCUGUGAGUCAGUCACAAAACAGCUAUUCAGCACAGACCCAGGGCUUGUCAACUGUUAGUCUUUCACAAAGUUAUGCUUCCGGACAAUCUCUCACUUUGACAUCCCACACGCAGUCAUUGCCAUUUUCUUCAUCUGCUCGUGCACAGAAUCUAUCUGCAUCCAGUCCAACUCAGAACUUUAUGUCUAUGCAUUCGUCACCAACCAGUCAGUCACAAAGUGUUUCUUCACCCCAAUCUCAGAAGUUUUUAUCAGGAGUUCAUUCGCCUACUUUCACUUCAUCAUCUCAUUCACACACCAUGCAAAACACUCAAUCGUCCACGGACAGAAAGCAGUCUUAUAUAAAAAGGAAAUCUGAUUCUGAUAUAUUUGCUCCUUCUAAGGAAGCUGAGGGUUUUCCUAUUCAGAAUUUGUUACAGCAGCAGCCUUCCCUUGAUGCAUCCACUCCAGGUUUAACUGAAAGUGGAAUUGGGGAUGAAGGUGCUGUUUACCCUGCCUCAAAAGCAGAUGACCGGUAUCUAUCUCAGAGUGUUAUCAGGAGUAAUUCUCGCCUAGAGGAACAGAUUGUAGGUCUUACUCUUCAAGUGUCAAAAUCAGAUGAAAGAAAACAUGAGCACGUAAAGCAAUUUAAUGUGACACGACCUAUAGAAAUGGUAACUCAUCAUGGUCAGCCAAUUGGUAGUAACAAUGAUAUAAACACACACAAGAUGAAAAGUGUUGCCGAUUCAUCACAGCCUUCGCAUAUAAUUAUGGCUGCUGAAGAAUUGAAGCAGCCUCAUUCUCUUUUACAAAAGGCGCCAGAGACUAGACCACAAGCUCGUCUCACACAAGUUAUUAACACGCCACAACAAUUGCAGACUUCCUCUGUUAAUCAGGUUCCACGACUGCAGCUUUCUGGUGCACGGUUACUCCUGGGUUCAUCCCGUGAAAUGCCACUGUCAUUGCUGCAGCAGUCAGUAGGACUCCAGGCCCAGUUGCUACAGUCAGGACUAGGUCAAUCCCAAGCAUCGUCACAGUCGCAGCAAAUACAGGCUCAGUCUCAGGCAUCCCAUCAUCAGUCACAAUUUCUUCAACUUGAGCGGCACAUUGCCCAAGCCAACGCAACGCAAUCUCAACAGCUUCUGCAACAGAAUUCUGAGGCAAUGAAGCUAGAUGGCACUGAAUCUUCGAAACCACUACAGUUAACAGCAAAAGAUCAUUUUGAUCAGACAGACAGACAGGAUUCAAAGUCUCAGUUUGUUGGCCUUAGUUCUGUCUGUUUUACAGAAUCUAUGUUGCUUGGUGUUGAUAGAAACCUCUUCUCUGGUGUUGAAGAUGUGUUUUCUGCCAACGAGCAGUGUGGAGUGACUUCACAAGAGUUUGCCAAAUCUGCUUGUAGUGAAUCCAGUAUUCAAUCAGUUGAAUGUGCCAAUGGUUCAAAAUCCACAUUUCAAACAGUGACUGUAAGGCAUGUUACACCAAACUUCCACACCACACAAGCUUUGCUUUCGGAUCAACAAAAUAUACAUAAUUUGGCAUUAAGUAAUAGUCAGAUUAAUUUGGAUCUUGAGGCAGUACCGUUAGAUAAUACAGCUCAGUCUAAAACUUCAAACCUUGAACAGCAAACGCUUGGAACAGAUCAGCAAAUACAGCCUGGUUUAAAUACAUCAAAUUUGAAUUCCAUCCAAGAUGCCAAUGACCACAGUAUUGAGGGCUUUAAAAAGCAGCUAGGUGCUAAUCCAGAAUCCGAAGAGGAUGAUAAUGAUGACAUUCCUGAUGAUGGUGCCAUAAAUAAUGCAAAGGAUCCUGACUUCAUUCCAAGUGGUAGAAGUAACACUGAUGAGAGUGCUGUAUCUGACAUUGAUUACAACCUGGGUGAUGAGAUUACGCCAGGAUCUAAUAAUAAAAGGAAAUUAAAGAGACCAGUGAAGCCUAAAUUAAAAAUGGGAGUACCAGCAGAUGGGUGGUCUCACAGUGUGCCUGAAGAAGAAAGUAAUCUAGACUUGUCGCUUGAUGGUAAUCAGAAAAAAAGAAGAGCAAAAGUGCAACCUAAAGAAGUGGCAGAGGAUGACAUUGGUGGUCAGAAGCCAGUGAAACGAAGUGGGCCGAGUAAACGCCCGAAUUCCAAAGAUCCAAACUCGCCUCAUACAUCUAAUGACAGUUAUUAUGAAAAUUACCAUCAGCAAGAAAGGAUAAAUCAAAAAAUUAGAGAAGUUGAGGAAAAGCAACCAGAAGUUAAGAGUGGUUUCAUUGCAUCCUUUUUAGACUUUCUUAAAUCGGGACCUAAGCAGCAAUUUCCAGCACCUUCUGUACGUACGGCACAUCGCAAUAGGCGUCCAUCCACCAAUACCAUUCAUGCUCCUCUGAUUCCACCAGUUUCAACUAGUCAGUCGGUGCCAACUGCCUUAUUAUCGACUGAAAGUGGACCUACCAGUCCUUGCAGAAGAUUAGAUGAUGACCUGAAGAAAAACCUGGAAACGUUAGCUGCAUUUUCUUCUGAUGAGGAAGAUUCGGUUGGGAAGAACCAUGAUCUUCAGAAGAGUAUUUCCUCUGCACUUUCUGUUUUGGAUGAUCCCAAUAAAAAAGAAAAAUGUACAAAAAUAGAGUCCACUAAUGGAGAAAAGGGUUCCAACACUUCUGUUUCUGCUGUUAUACAGCAGGAAAAAGUUACAAAUCCUUCUCCGCCUCCUCCUCCUCCUCUUCCUCCUCCUCCUCCUUCAAAAGAGGAAGCACAGGAGCCAACUGAAGCUCUAGAAUCUUCCAAGGAAAAUGAACAAGAUGAUUUGAAUCCUCCAGAGCGGGCUGAAAAGCAAGAACUAAUUGCUGUGGAAGGUUCAACGGAUGAAGAGGAUAUAGAAAGUGGCGGGGAGGGCAUGUACAGGGAGCGAGAUGAAUUUGUUGUAAAGAUAGAGGACAUUAACGCUCUUAAGGUGGCCUUAAACACAGGUAGAGAACCUCCUGCAAUAUGGAAGGUACAGAAAGCUUUGUUGCAAAAAUUUAUGCCUGAAGUAAAGGAUGGACGGAGACAAUUCUCCGCGACAAACAGCUACCUUGGAUACUUUGGGGAUGCAAAAACCAAAUACAAACGGGUGUAUGUGAAGUUCAUCGAAAAUGUAAACAAAAAGGAUUAUGUUCGAGUUUGUUCCAAAAAGCCAAGAAACAGACCAUUGCAAACUUUACGGCACGCACAGUCAAGGACGGGUUCUAGUAAUAAAACCUGCAUCAGUAACUCUGCAGCACAGAAAGGUUCAUCAGCAAAAUCCAAAGCCAGGCCAGUUAAACAAGCAAAGGUAAAAGCCGAACCACCGCCCAAAAAACGAAAGAAAUGGGUAAAAGAAGAAUAUUCGUCUCACUCAGACACUUCCAUUGAAACACAGAGUGAAGAUGACGAUGAUGACAAUGGAUUUCUUUCGAAAGUGAAUACACAUGGAAAAACUGUCAAAAACAUUCAGCAGAAAUCAGAACGACCUCCAACAACUCCAUAUGUAGCUCGUUUCUUGAAUACCAGAACAAUGAAAGAGACAUUUAAGAACUAUGUAGAGCUGCUUGUGAGUACAGCCUUGGAUCCUGACAUGAUUGAGGCAUCAGAACAAAGUAAUGAUGAAAUGUACUUGCCACAUAUGAGGAAGAUUGAUAGUAUGCUGAAUGAGAACAAGAAGCGAAUGAUUUCUAAGUUCCCACUGCAGCCAGCACUCAAGACUGCACUGGAGAAUUUUCCUGAGCUAACAGUAUGUGUCCCAGGAACAAAGGGUAGCAAUUCCAAGCUGACCAAAAUUAAACUGACUGGUAAAAAUUACAACAAGAAAACGCUCCAAUCAUUAAAACAGAAUAGUAAGAGCUCAAAGGAGUUUACUGUAGAUCAAGAGAAAUUGCAGUGCUGUACUUUAUAUCACACCCUUCAUCACUAUAAAUAUCACACAUACCUGAUAUGCAAGAAAGAGGCAUCGUCCAUUCUGAAGCAGAACAAAGAUCUAGGCCAAGUUGAAACUAUCCAGCAAUGCAUGGAAAAUGAGAAAUGGGUGGAGGAUCUCUUUGAGAAAUUUGGCGACCUUCUGACACAAGCACAGCAGAACUGUUUAUAAUGUACAUAUGAGAUUUUUCACCGGUUGUAUCAAUGGCACUAGUGAUAUCAUGGGACAUACUGAAAUGAACUUUGGCACCCGGGCUGAUGCUUGGACUAAGCUUAUAAUAGUGGCACUCAUGGGUUUUAAUGGACCUUGUACUUUGGCCCAUAGUUAAAUGGUCAUAGUGGCCAAGAAAACACAUUUUGACAUUGGGAGUAAAGUAAUUAUUACGACUGUAACCACAUUUUUUAUAAUGGCCAAUGUUUUUGAUUUAUUUGUAUUCCGUGAACUUGAGGUAUUGAGUAAUGGUUAUUUCCAAAAAAAAAGUAAAACAUUUUUUUUAAAAAAAAUUUGUGACCGAUCAAAAUGGCAAGGCAUGCACUAAGUAUAUUAUGAUUUUCUUAUUAAUAUAGUUUAAACACAUUAGGAAACUCUGUUCUACAAGAAAUACUUUAAAAUUGAUUACCUGACUUACUGAUCCACAAGACAAAAAUGCCAGAGGCAACCAGAGCUUUGUAAUGUUUGCCAACCAUAUUUCUACACACAAUGUAAGGAAAGUUGGUGUGCCGUGACACUCUUUAAAGUGAAUUUGCCAACAGAAAAUAACACUUGCUUUACAGACUCAAAAUAGUAAGUUCAGGAAACUGGACGUGGAGUUGGUGCAAUCCAAUGACUGUGUCAAUUCUGAUAAUGAAAAUGUGAUGAACACAUCUAUUUUCCCAAUUUGAAGAAAAAAUUAUUUUUCCUCUUUAUCCAUAUUUCUUCAAAAAAUAAAUUGUACAUUUUAUCACAUCAAUAGUUGUAUUUUUCAGAGAAAAUAUUGUGGUUUGAAUUAUGUUCAUGUAUCUUUGUAAUACACUUCUCAUUGUUUCCAGUAAAUUCUUUUCACUUACAUUGAUCACACAUUGUAUACUUCAUAUACUGAGGUAAACUACUAUUUCUGAAUUCUUGUUAAUACAGUUUGCUUCAGUGUUUACCAGAUAUGCAUAUUGGACUAGUUUUGCCUUUUAAGUGUAGCUGUGUUACACAUUUCAAUUAUUUUCUGAUACAUGAAAAUAAAUUUCCUACUAAACCUAAUGCCAAAAAUAUCUAUUUUUAUGUUGCACCAUGAUAAAUUAUGAUAUUUGUAAAAGUAGUUUUAAUUUCAAU
Messenger RNA from Pristis pectinata (smalltooth sawfish), 7034 nucleotides. RefSeq names its product glutamine and serine rich 1 (gene qser1). The coding region runs from base 276 to 5903 and encodes 1875 amino acids. The record is from RefSeq and is a predicted model, not a curated record. Lineage: Eukaryota; Metazoa; Chordata; Chondrichthyes; Rhinopristiformes; Pristidae. The transcript is spliced from 14 exons.